Gastrolobium bilobum is the source of this 789-nucleotide messenger RNA. RefSeq names its product protein yippee-like At4g27745. The record is from RefSeq and is a predicted model, not a curated record. The transcript has 3 exons. Bases 187 to 504 code for a protein of 105 amino acids. NCBI's taxonomy places the organism in Eukaryota, Viridiplantae, Streptophyta, Magnoliopsida, Fabales, Fabaceae.
AAUAGUCCAAGCUCCACUAGUGCCACGAAGACGAUCCUGGAUCUUCUGCAGUCUCAUAUUCUCCCCCAUCAAUGUUCUGUUCUCAAUCUUUGUGAUUAAUUUAUUCUUAGCGUAGUCCUAUUGUUGCAGAGAGUCAUCUUCACUUUGUUGAAGUGAGGUGUUUAGUUUGAAUUUGUUGACAAAUUAAUGGCGGAAAUGAUAGGGCCUCGCUUCUACUGCUGUUGUAAUUGCAGAAACCAAGUCUCACUCCACGAUGACAUCAUUUCUAAGGCUUUUCGGGGAAGAAAUAGCAGAGCUUUUCUGUUCUCCCAUGCAAUGAAUAUUGUAGUAGGGCGAAAAGAAGACAGGCAUCUCAUGACUGGCCUUCACACUGUUGCUGAUGUUUAUUGUGGUGAUUGCCGCGAAGUGUUGGGUUGGAGGUAUGAAAGAGCUUAUGAAGCAUCACAGAAGUACAAGGAAGGAAAAUUCAUACUUGAAAAGUCAAAAAUUGUCAAGAACUGGUAGAGUUCUCUUAUGCUCCUUAUUCCAUUCAUUCCAGUCUUGCUGAUGGUUCAUUUAUGCUUUUAUGAUGUACAGGCGGUUCUCAUCUUACCUAUAUGAAAUUUGUCAUUGUUUUUCCAAUUUCGUUAUUCCCUACUGGUGUGACUAGAAGUGAAGUAAUAAGAUAAACUGUUUAUUCCUUGUUCAUAAAAUUGUGUAUUCCUUGAAUUUGUAAUUUCUGAUCCAUGAAUAUGAAGGCUGCAAUUUUCUGGAUGGAAAGAUGAUCAAAGGAUAGAGCAAUGAAAUGUA